AUGAUCGACACCGACAAUCUUCGUACAGCGUCGCUGUACAUCAACAAUCAGCUCCUCUCGAGAGGACUUCUUCGCGAUGGCCAGAGCAUUGACUUUGCCAGUCCGGCAAUGUUUGAUGAUGAAGCUGCCGCGACAAUGGGGCGCAUCGUGAGCGUCCUCAACGACUUGAUUCUACGGCGCGAUCGCGACGCCGAGCAUCGCGAAUCGCUCUCUGCAACCAUGCGAACCCUCCGCGCCGACAACCUCAAGCACACAAACGACAUUGCGCGCCUAGCAGAGAAGCACACCGAAGCCAAGAGGAAGCUCGACAUCGCCGAGGCGUCCGAGACCUCCCUCAAAUCGCAGAUGAAGUCGGCUGAUGCCGCUAUUCGCGGCUUGAAAGAAGAGGUUGCUCGCACAAAGGGAUUGGUCGCCCAGGCACGCGCUGCUUGCGCGACUGAUGUGCGUCGUCGCGAUCGCCAGAUUGAUACCCUCAAGAAGCAGCUUGGCGAAGCUGGUCGCGCUCGAGGAGCUCGAGGAAACCCUGCCGUGACCUCGAUUAUCGUCACAGGAGAUGUUGGCGAGCAAAAGUCGUCCCCAGCGCGAGGAGGAAGCACACAAUCGGAUGACUAUGAUCUGCGCAACGAGACAAACUGUUUCCUGGCCAAGCUGGCCCAGAACCUUAGCGAGGAGAACGAAGCCAUCUUGACCAUAAUGAGGAGGACGAUGAAGCAGCUACGCAACAUGAGCGGAUGGAGCAACGAGAACGAGGAUGGCCUCGUCGUUAAGCAAGAGGGCUGGGAGGACAUGGCCGCAGAGCUGGACUCUGUGUUGGACCACAUGCGGACGAUCCUCACCAACCCGUCCUUUGUGCCCAUCGAGGAGGUCAUGGUCCGCGAGGAGGAAAUUAGCCGUCUCAAGGACGGUUGGGUCAAGAUGGAAAGCCGCUGGACUGAGGCUGUCCAUCUCAUUGAUGGCUGGCGCAAGCGAAUGGCCGCCAAUGGAAGGCCCAUCUGCGAGGAGGAGCUCCAGAUGGGUCUUCGACUCAGCCCUGUGCGCGUUAGAGACGUGGCAGAGACAAGACAGGCGGUUGGACUGAGACUCUCGGCUGUGGCUGAGGAACCCGAGGACGAUGGCGACGUCAUGAACUCGCCGUGUCCUUCGGCGCACCGCUCUCCUCAUAUGCAGACCAUCGAUGAGUAUGACCAGGACGACCACGAGAGCGACCCCGAAUCCGAUUUUGACGACCAUGUCCCUGUGGAAGAGUACGAUGUGGAGGAGCCCAACGUUCAGAUCCUUCAGCAGUCAACAGGAGUGCCCUUUAUGCAGCAUGGGCCCGACUCUUCACCACUACCAGAACCUCCUCAGAUGACGCCUCUACGAGAUUCUGCAUCAGCAGGCAACCGUGGCUCUGCACGAAUCAACAGACAUCCCAAGAAGCAUGGUGACUAUACCACCAUUGUCGAGGAAGAUACCUGGGAAAUGGCCGGAUUGGCUGAUCCUCUACCCAUCCGAGCCAACCGGGAUCCUCUGGACCGUGUCUCCUCUGCUUCGUCACUCGAAGAAGUCCUCUUGGUCAAUCCUCGACGAAGCGACAGGGCUUCCACACCUCAUCGAGACAGCCCUCGACGCAGCGUAGAUCGACCCGACUCUCGAUCAGGGACUGCGCCGCCAUCUCCUAACCGCUCCCCACGCCGCACCGCCUCCCGCCUUCCAUUGCCUCGAAACAUCGACCCGGCCCCUCAACAGAGCCCUCUCACAAUGGCCACCAUUGCCGCCAAGCUGGCUGCUUCUGAGCGCGAGGCCGAUGCUGCCCGGGUGCGGGCGAAACUCCGCGCUGCUCGUGGCACCCGUGGCGUCAAGAAACCCACCAUCACCAGGUCACAGCCAGAGCCAGAGCAGACCACACAAGAGCAAAGCUCUCCAAGAAACGGGCUAGAGGACGUGGAUCCCGUCAAGAGGGAUCCCACGCCACCAGCAGAUGAGCAUCAACUCAAGCCUGAAAAGAGACGGCGUGAACGACGAACAAGCAAGACGGCCUCACGGCGGAGGAGCACCCUAAGCCCUUGGGAGCUGGAGAGCUUGAUCACAGGAAAGGUGCAAUAG
Fusarium vanettenii 77-13-4 is the source of this 2085-nucleotide messenger RNA. RefSeq lists its product as uncharacterized. The record is from RefSeq and is a predicted model, not a curated record. The transcript is spliced from 3 exons. The coding region runs from base 1 to 2085 and encodes 694 amino acids. Lineage: Eukaryota; Fungi; Ascomycota; Sordariomycetes; Hypocreales; Nectriaceae.